Molecule: messenger RNA, 4322 nt
Organism: Acanthopagrus latus (yellowfin seabream)
Lineage: Eukaryota; Metazoa; Chordata; Actinopteri; Spariformes; Sparidae
Gene: dbn1
Product: drebrin 1
Exons: 16
Coding region: 154-2091 (645 amino acids)
Biological process (GO): postsynaptic actin cytoskeleton organization; neuron projection morphogenesis; regulation of actin filament polymerization
Cellular component (GO): cortical actin cytoskeleton; actin filament; postsynaptic membrane
Molecular function (GO): actin filament binding
Source: RefSeq, a predicted model, not a curated record
UCACAGACACACAGAUUAUAAACACUGUGAAGUAUUUUAAUUGAUUGUCACCAUUUUUGUGCUGAUUUUCCAUUUCAGUGUUUUAAUAACUGAAGAUGCAUCAACAAGUUUUGUGCGACUGGAACCAGAACAUGUGGACGUGACGCAGGACGGAUGGGAACAUUUCUGAUUUCAUCUCAGCUGUUAAACACUGGAAGUUUUCACUCUGCUGCUGUUCUGCAAACAUCAAGACACAUUCACACUCAGCGGUCUGGAUGCUUGCAGGGACGAAACAUGGCAGUGAACCUCGGCAAGAACAGACUGGCCCUGCUGACCGCCUACCAGGACGUCAUCGACGAGACCUCGGACACCGACUGGGCCUUGUACACAUAUGAGGACGACAGCAAUGAUCUGACACUCGCCUCAUCCGGAGGAGGCGGUCUGGCAGAGAUCACGCUGACCUUUGACAACGGCAGGGUGAUGUACGGCUUCUGCAGCCUGAAGGAGCCCAACUCCGCUCUGCCACGAUACAUCCUCAUCAACUGGGUCGGGGAAGACGUGCCGGAUGCCAGGAAGUGUGCCUGUGCCAGCCACGUCGCCACCAUCGCUGACUUCUUCCAGGUCAGCACCACAAAAGGGGUGGAGGUCACCGUCAACGCCAGCAGCGUGGACGACAUCGACCCGUCAGCCAUCGGGCAGCGGCUGACCAACGGGACGGCAGCGCUGGCGAGCCCGGUUCUGAGCCGCCUGAGAACCCGCGAGGAAGAACACGGAGAGGUGGGCACGGUGUACGAGAAGACCAACGCAGAGGUGGAGAUGAAGAAAAUCAAUAGAGAGGAGUUCUGGGAGAAAGCCAAGCGUGAGGAGGAGCUGAGAAAGGAGGAGGAGAAGAAGAAGGCGGCGGAGGAGCGGCAGCGCUACGAGGAGGAGCGAAUGGAGCUGGAGAGGAUAGAGCAGGAGAACCGAGAGAAGAGGUACCGCGAGAGGGAGCAGCAGAUCGAGGAGCACAGGAAGAAGCUGCUGGAGGAGGAGGAGGCCAGAGAGAGGUUGCGGAACCAGAGCACCAUCGCAGCAGAGCCGAGCAUCGAGGACCUCAACCUGGACAAGAAGGAAACCGAGGUGGAGGAGGCGAAGGCCAUCAUCGCUCAGCGGUCAGGAAACCCGCGAGAGUUCUUCAAGCAGAAGGAGAGAGCCAUGACCAUCAGCUGCGACACCUCGCCCAUCUCCGUCCACAGGACCGGCCGUUUGGACAGCCCGUUCUUGAGGCAGCAGCACAGUCCCAGCAGCCCCAGUCCGACUCCCCCGCUCCGGGGUGAGUCGCCCCUCCGCACCCCGCCACACUCACGGAGGCAGCCCGCCGCUGCAGCCGGGGACGAUGACGACGAAGCGAGCAUAGAGCGCAACAUGGCCGCCGUGUCACCCAUUCCUAAAAUAGUCACCACGCCCAUCAAAGAGGACUUCAGCCGGGAGGACGAGGACAGCAGAGACGAGUGGGAUUCAAUGUCGAAGCCGGAGCAGAAACCGCCCGUCCAGGAGUCGACACCUUCCAAGCCGGUGCAGAGCGUCGCCCCGCAGGCCCGCGACUCCGGCAGCUUCAACGUGUGGGACGCCGGGACGGACAGCCUGGUCAACCUGUGGGACAGCAGCUCCGGGCCUCCACCCAACACCUCCCAGACCUCCAAUCUGGUGGACCUGAUGGGUGACAGUGUCCCGCCCAGCUCCGCCACCGCCAGCGGUAAGCCUCAGCCCCUCGUCAGCUUCGACGACAUGGUGGACGGGACCUUCGGCUCGGCCGCCGAGGACGACCCCUCCAGUCUGGUGGACGUGACGGCCUCCGACCAGAUGACCCUCAGCUACCAGCAUGCACUGCAGCACGCGUCCAUGGAGGGGCCGGACCUGGAUGACGGACAGCUGCUGAUGACCAACGGGGAGACGCUGCUGAAAGAAGGGACUCAGGCGAGCGAGGGCUACUUCAGCCAAUCACAGGAGGACGAAUUUGGCCAAUCAGAGGAGUCCUCAGCUAAACCUGCACCGGUCUUUUAUAACAAGCCACCAGAGAUUGACAUCACGUGCUGGGACACGGACCCCGUUGUCGACGACGACGACGACUAAAACCGACCAAUCAGAAAGCUCCUCCACCACCAACACCACCACCGGACCAAGAGGAAGCAGGAAGUGCGCUUCGAGAAGAAAACCGAUUUUUUUUUUUUUUUUUUUCUAAAAAACAAAAACACAAACAAACAAAAAAAAGUAAUAAUAAUAAUAAUAAUAAUAAUAAUAACAAUCUUGCAUCAAACUUCUUCUGUAUUAUCUUUUAGAGGAAACGAAACAGUAGCCACCGAUUUAAAAAAGGUUUGAGUUUCAUUAAAGACGGUUUGAAGGCUCAGUUUUAUUUUUUUCUGUGUGUUUGUUAUUUUAUUUAUUUGUUUUUCUUCUUCUUCUUUUUUUUUUUUUUGCUAUGCAGAUGUAAUAGCUGAGAGCGGGACACUUUGUUUGUGUAAAUGAUUUAUUACACAUUAACGUAGCGCGCUGCUGCAUAUUAGAGACGAUGAAGCCCGUGUGUGGCCGGCAGCCGACACACCUAGUCUGUAGUGCUUUAAUAACACCCUAUAAACUAAUACAGCUGCCAUGUAUAUCUUCACUCUUUUCUUACCUUUUUUUCACCUCCCUCCUUCCUUCUGCCUUCCUCCCAAAAUAUCCCCAAAAUAUUCUUCUCUGCAAGUCAGUUAAUCUUGUAUUUAGCCCUCACUUUACUGGAACAAAAAGAAAAGAAAAAGACAGGUGGAUUAUUGUAUUUAUUCUGGUGUAUCUGAGCUUCUUUCACUGAUGGAAAACCAACAAGAAAUUCUCCUGAAUGGAGUCAAACUGCAAACAGCUCCUUUUUUGACCCUUUUUCACUCCUUUUGUAUGAUUUUCAGACUGAAUUCAAGAUUAAAUGGCUUGUACAGUAAAUCUGUUUUGCUUUUUUUCAGUGCACUUUUAUUUCUUCUUCUUCUUCUUCUUCUUCUUCUUCUUCUUCCUCUGCCUCGUUGUGGAUGAGCUGCAGCUUCUCAAUCAGCCCUCCCCUCUGCUUCCAUGAAACUCAUCGUUCAGAAACCCCAAUUAUAUAUUUACACGAACAAAAAAAAGACAGAAAAAGAAAGACAAAUUCCAGAUGAAUAUAUUGGAGAUAUUUUUCCAAGUGUUUUUAGGAGAGUUUGCCUCCUUCAGCUUGUGCACAGUAGAAGAAAAAAAAACAAAACAAUGAAUCCUUUGUUUGAUUCUUAUUCUUCUGAAUUUCUCCAAAGGCUUAAACUUCCCGUUCAGAGUCGGGGAGGUUUUAAAGAAUAAUGAUUUAAAUGUUUAUUUCUGUCAGUCGCUGGAUGACAGGAGGAAGCAAACGGGGCCACACGAUGCUCGCAAAUAUUAUUUUCUGGUCUUUGUUUUAAUCCGCGUGGAGAAACCAGAUGUUCACGGUCUAUCACAUCGCUGCUGAUUCAACAGUGUCAGUUUUAAUUAUAGCUGUUGAGAUUCACACAGUCAGAAAACUAUAGAAACUCCUGAGGAUCUCACAAAGUUAAAGAAAGUGAGAAAAUAUUCCCGGAGCCGUCGCUUCUUUACCGGAUCUCCAGUCGAAGUUAACAGGUUCUGUUCUGGGCCGAGACCCAUCCUCCAUCCAAGUUUAGUGGAAAUCUGUCCUGGAGUUUUUGUGUAAUUCUGCUGACAAACCAAAGUCUCAGCUUCUUUUACCCCGACUUCUGAUUUUAGUUUAUAGUCUGAAGGAGUUUAGUUCCUGAUACUCAUUGUUUACUAAGAUAACCAGAGUUAUAUCACAUCUAAAUCAGCCAUCAGGGACGUCUGACAGAGAGGACGUCUGACAGAGAGGACGUCUGACAGAGAGGACGUCUGACAGAGAGGACGUCUGACAGAGAGGACGUCUGACAGAGAGGACUGAGAAGAUGCUGAAGAGUUGAACAUCUGCAAACAUUUUAAAACCUUCCUGGUUCUCCACGCAGCUCAAAACAAACCCAGUGUGACUGUGUGACUCUCGUCUGCUGCUUCAGCUCUGUGCCAGUGCAAAAAAAAAAAAAAAAAGCACCGUAUGUAUUUAGUUUUUUUUUGUUUUUAUUGAUGUGACAUUUAGUUGCCCUUGAAAACUGGAGCGAGAGGUGGGGCGGGCUGAGACGGGAGGUGUGUGUGUGUGUGUGUGCGUGUGUGUGCGCGCGCGUGUGUUUUUAAUACCUGUCAAAAAGUGUGCUAGAAAUGAUUUUCGGGACCUUUUUGAAUAUUAGCAACAACAUUGUUAGUCUCUUUUUCUUUUGCUGUAAAUUCCUGUAGAAAAUAAAAAAACUCCUAGGCAAUAA